UUGGUGCCUCCCUUUUGUAGUGGAGCACACAAAGAGGCUCCCAGAGGGAUUUUGCGGUGGGUUGGAGAUGUUGGGUGCAGGCUGUGAUGGUUUUUCCUGCACACAGCACCUGGCUGGGCUUCCACUGGCAUCUGAAGGAGGCACCUCUGGGUUUCAGUGGCUCUCGGUCGUAACCAACCGCUGAAGAAAGAGAAGCCCAAAUGGAAGAGCGAUUACCCCAUGACGGACGGGCAGCUCCGCAGUAAGAGGGAUGAGUUUUGGGACACAGCCCCGGCCUUCGAGGGCCGCAAGGAGAUUUGGGAUGCCCUCAAGGCUGCUGCCCACGCCUUCGAGAGCAACGACCACGAACUGGCACAAGCAAUCAUUGAUGGUGCAAACAUAACACUACCACAUGGUGCUCUUACGGAGUGUUACGAUGAACUGGGCAACCGCUACCAGCUCCCCGUCUACUGCCUUGCCCCACCCAUCAACAUGAUCGAGGAGAAGGGUGACCUGGAGACUCUGGAUAUUCCUGACCCCCCUCCCAAUUCCGGGCACGAGUGCCAGCUCCGCCUGCGCCUGUCCACGGGCAAAGACCUCAAGCUGCUGGUCCGCAGCAUGGACACCGUGUACCACAUGAAGCGGCGGCUGCACGCCGUGGAGGGAGUGGAGCCGGGCAGCCAGCGCUGGUUCUUCUCUGGGAGGCCCCUGGCAGACAAAAUGAAACUGGAGGAGCUGAAAAUCCCAAAGGACUACGUGGUGCAAGUCAUUGUGAGCCAGCCCUUAGCAAAUCCCACCCCGGUGGAAAACUGAUUUCUGCUCGUUUAUGGAUUCUUCUCUCCUGCGUCUCUGUUGUGGGGUUUGUUUUCGCUGCCCUCUCUUCUUCUGGGGUUGUCCUGCUCGUGGAUGGGUUGCAAGAAAUGACCAGCAAAAAUUCCAUCUGUGAUGGAGAUCUG
Molecule: messenger RNA, 935 nt
Organism: Corvus hawaiiensis (hawaiian crow)
Lineage: Eukaryota; Metazoa; Chordata; Aves; Passeriformes; Corvidae
Gene: UBTD2
Product: ubiquitin domain containing 2
Exons: 3
Coding region: 220-792 (190 amino acids)
Molecular function (GO): protein binding
Source: RefSeq, a predicted model, not a curated record